GUCCGCGAGCGACAUGACGCCGCGCCCCGCGUUGCUGCUGCUGCUGCUGCCAGCGCUGCUGCUCGGGGGGGUCCCGCCGGCCGCCGCUGCCCGAGGCCCCCCGAGGAUGUCCGACAAGGUGGUCCCGCGGCAGGUGGCUCGGCUGGGCCGCACCCUGCGGCUGCAGUGCCCAGUGGAGGGGGACCCGCCGCCGCUGACCAUGUGGACCAAGGACGGACGCACCAUCCACGGUGGUUGGAACCGCUUCCGCGUGCUGCCCCAGGGGCUUCGGGUGAAGGAGGUGGAGCGUGACGACGCUGGCAGCUAUGUGUGCAAGGCCACCAAUGGCUUCGGCAGCCUCACGGUCAACUAUACCCUCGUCGUUCUGGACGAUGCCAGCCCAGGAAGGGGGCACUCCAGACACGACGGCCCUUCGGGUGGACAGGAGGAUGCAACGAGUGCACAGUGGGCACGGCCUCGCUUCACGCAGCCCUCCAAGAUGAGGCGCCGAGUGAUCGCGCGACCAGUCGGUAGCUCCGUGCGGCUCAAGUGUGCGGCCAGCGGGCAUCCGCGACCCGACAUCAUGUGGCUGAAGGACGAACAGGCCUUGACCCGUCCAGAAACUAGUGAGCACAGGAGGAAGAAGUGGACCCUGAGCCUUAAGAACCUGCGUCCUGAAGACAGCGGGAAGUACACGUGCAGAGUGUCCAACCGGGCUGGCGCCAUCAAUGCCACCUACAAGGUGGAUGUUAUCCAGAGGACGCGCUCCAAGCCUGUCCUCACGGGCACGCACCCCGUGAACACGACAGUCGACUUUGGAGGCACCACAUCUUUCCAGUGCAAAGUGCGGAGUGACGUGAAGCCGGUGAUUCAGUGGCUGAAGCGUGUGGAGUACGGGGCUGAGGGCCGCUACAACUCCACCAUUGACGUGGGCGGCCAGAAGUUUGUGGUGCUGCCCACUGGUGACGUGUGGUCACGGCCUGAUGGCUCCUACCUCAACAAGCUGCUUAUCGCACGCGCCCGCCAGGACGAUGCAGGCAUGUACAUCUGCCUGGGUGCCAACACCAUGGGCUACAGCUUCCGCAGUGCCUUCCUCACUGUGCUGCCAGACCCAAAGCCACCAGGACCCGCUGUGGCCCCCUCACCCUCCAUCACUAGCCUGCCAUGGCCCGUGGUCAUCGGCAUCCCUGCUGGCGCCGUCUUCAUCCUGGGCACCGUGCUGCUGUGGUUCUACCAGGUAAAGAAGAAGCCCUGCACACCUGCGCCUGUGCACCGCCCACCUGCGGCCCCCCGCACCCGGGCUGGGGACAAGGACCUGCCAGUGCCACCUGCGGGGGGCCUGUGUGAGGAGCUGGCGUCCCCAGUGGCCCCCCAGCACCUCCUAGGCCCGGGCUCACCUACAGGCCCCAAGCUGUACCCCAAACUCUACACAGACGUGCACACACACACACACUCGCACACACACACGCACUCACAUGUGGAGGGGAAGGGGCCGCAGCACCUGCACAUCCACUACCAGUGCUAGGGGGUCUUGGGUCUCUCCGCUCCAGGACACACCCAGCUUGGAGGGUGGCCAGCACCCAGGGGCCCUGGGUGAGGCAUCCAUGUGGGAGGACACACCUCUAGGUACCAGGACACUGCAGGUGUGUGCAUAGCAAUAGACACCCCAGUAUGUACACAGUCACACCAGACUCCUCAUAUACAGACACCACAUCACACAGUCACUCUCAGACACACAGAUACUGCCUCACACACAGACAUUCCACCACACACUCACACAUGACACCCCAUCACACACACUCACACAUGGACACCCCAUCACACACACUCACACAUGAACACCCCGUCACACACACUCACACACACUCACACAUGGAUACUGUCACACACACCACACAUGGACACCCCAUCACACACACGGACAUUGUCAUACACACUCACACGUAGACACCCCAUCACACUCACACAUGGACCCCCAUUACACACAGUCACACAUGGAUACCCCACCACACACACAUGGACACUGUGUCACACGCAUAGCCCCUGGCCCAGGUGCCUGGGUGCAGCCCGCGGCACAGAUCCAUGUUGAAGGUUUUGCAGUGUGCAUGUAGUGGUGCACAACGCCAUGAAGGAAGCCCAGGCCUCAGGAGGGUGGGUGUGGGGGCCUCUCACCCCUCCUAUAGAAGGCCAGAGAAGCACUCAGCUGAGAAAGUCUGGAUCUGCACCCCCAUCUUCAAUGGGCAGUGCUGUUCCUGCCACCCAACCCAGGAACCCUGGGUGUGUGGUGCGACCUUGAAGCUGGAGGUGGUGAAGGUUGACCCCCACUGCCAGACAGAGGGGCCCUUGAUAUUUAUAUGUAAGAAAUAAAGAUAAUAAUAUUAAUGAUGGGGGGGCUGGUCCACAGACUGGCCUCCCCAGGACCCCAGACCCUCCUGGCCCUGUGGCCGUGCUGGACAUCCGGGGUCCACACCGCUGUAAUUUUAUAGAGUUUGAGCUGAAGCUUCGUUUAUUUAAUUUAUUUUGUUAAACAAGAAGUGCAUCCUUUCC
Molecule: messenger RNA, 2526 nt
Organism: Sorex fumeus (smoky shrew)
Lineage: Eukaryota; Metazoa; Chordata; Mammalia; Eulipotyphla; Soricidae
Gene: FGFRL1
Product: fibroblast growth factor receptor like 1
Exons: 6
Coding region: 14-1504 (496 amino acids)
Cellular component (GO): plasma membrane
Molecular function (GO): fibroblast growth factor receptor activity; fibroblast growth factor binding
Source: RefSeq, a predicted model, not a curated record